Molecule: messenger RNA, 642 nt
Organism: Vigna umbellata (rice bean)
Lineage: Eukaryota; Viridiplantae; Streptophyta; Magnoliopsida; Fabales; Fabaceae
Product: histone-lysine N-methyltransferase trithorax-like protein
Source: RefSeq, a predicted model, not a curated record
UUAGCCCACACCUGCACGAAUAAAGAUGAAGAGAGAGGGUCGUCAACAUGGAAUGGUGAGGUCUUAUCCGAUCCUACCAAGUCCACUUAACCCGAGACCCGAUACCCGAAUAAUCACCCGGUUUGAUACUCCUCCCACUGCUGGAUUAUUCGUUAAGGUGUCAUCUAAGCCAACCAAUCACUCCAAAUUCACCGGAAAGUGUGGCACAUCACGUUGCACCGGGUGCCACCUUCACCCAGCUUGCAAGUCCAAGGGUAAAACCAAAGGUUCUCAAAAGCACAAAAAUUGGCGGGUCAUAGGACAACCCGAUUCCGAUUUCUUUGGUUUGUCGGCAACGCUGACACUUGACCAUAUUUCUAAUGAUUACGCGGAAGAUGAAGGCAGCGAAGAUGAUUGUGAUUGGAAGAAGAAGGAUGAUAACAAAUGCACUUCUUCUGAAAAGGGGGUUUCAUUUUGGAAGGAUCAAGUUCAAGAAGAAGAAAAAGAUGAAGAUUGGCUUUUGGUGGAACCUUGUUUUUGAUUGAUGAUGUUGUUUAUGUUGACGUUGUUCUUUAGUUUAUUUACAGUUACUUGAAUGAAAGAAUCAUUGACGGGGGUAAUUGAGUUUGAAUUGAAUGAUUGAAUAAACAUCCAAUUUAUUGA